AUGCACCCGGCACCUAGCCUAGCAGAGCUCUUGAAGUCGGAUGAUCCUCGCACCCAGUCGCAACAGCAGCAACAACCCGUUCGACAAUUGGAUCAACAAGCUCAGCAUGAUCAAAUUGGCUUUGCUCAGACGUCUGGAAUUCAUUCUCCAGCUCGCGUGAAGUCACCGCUGCCAGUCAGGAAAGACACUGGGUCUUCAAUAUCCACCGUCGCCAGCGAUGUGACUGUCACGUCCAAUGCCACCAGUGACAGCAGCUCGACAGCCUACAGUGUAGAGUCUUCUCAGUCUAUCUUCUCGGUCAAGGAUGGCGCCGAGAUUUCGGGUAAUCGCCGCACCAGCCGGAGGCGGACAGGUCCUCUUUCUGCUGCACAGAGAGAAAAGGCGGCUCUCAUUCGAAAAUUAGGCGCCUGCACAGAUUGCCGCAGGAGACGCGUGGCAUGUCAUCCGAAUCAUCACAAUAUGACCUGGGAGGAUGCCAUGAGAAAGUAUCAGGCGGCACAUAGUCCACUGCAGGAACUCGCGCCCUUGGUAGGCCGCCCUCUUAGUCCUGCAUCUGGUCUUGUACGGCAGAGCUAUGCCCAUGACCCUCAAGACAUGGACAUUGAUUCAACGCCCACUCCACCAAUGUCACAGACUUUGCCGGGACGGCCACCACUGAGCGAGUCGCGCAUCCGAACCCCUCUGCCAUCGGGACCGCGCUUGGAUGCAUCAGUUCCCAUGCCUCCCAUGGCUGCAGCACCACCUGCCAUUACAACUCUGCCCAAUAUUGAUUUCAUCAAAUCAGAGCUCGACACUGCCGCUUCCCGACACUUGUCUGGCCCUUACACCGGACGCUACAAUGCAGUGGAGGCACUGCUCAUUUGCUGGCAAGAGGAUGACGAGAGUCGUGAUGUGUUGGGUGCCGUGGAAGACUUGCAGAAAGUUUUUCAUGAAUAUUCCUUUGCCACCAGAAUUAUCCAGAUUCCAUUCUCAUCGUCGGGUUUAUGCAAAAACUCGCAAAGAUGGCUUUCCAGGGAGAUAAAUGACUUUGCAGAGGACCGAGACACGAGGGACACAUUAAAGAUUGUCUACUACAACGGCUGGACUUCUGUUGAAGAUGGCGAGAUGGUAUUGGCAAGUCCUCUCGAUCGCGAGGGCUCAUCCAUUAUUCGAUGGAGUGGCAUCCAAGAGCUGCUGGAAGGAGCGAGGUCAGACACGCUUAUUGUAUUUGAUGCUGUAUACCAUGUAUCUUCAAAGAUGACACGCCGAAAGGGAGCUCUCGAAGUUCUCGCCGCAUCUGCAUUAGAGGAAGAUUAUGGCUUGCUGGGCAGAAAUACCUUUACGCAGGCAUUCAUUCAGCAGUUGCGUGCCCGCCUAAGCCAGCAUGUGCUCAGCGCUCUGUCCGUGGCAGAGUUGCAUGUACGGCUUCUGGCAAUGUACACGAAGACUGCACAAGAAAGGCAAUCUCCUGGCCAUGCAUUGAAAACAUCGAUACCGCUGCACCUGCAUGUAUCUGGCGACUCGAGAUUGCCGUCCAUUACGUUAUCGCCAUUGCAGGGUAGGCAACCACGGACGCCAAAUUUCAACCCAGAUGCACAUGGUGGCUAUCAUUUGAAUCUAUCCAUCAGACUGUCAGAGGAGAACAUUGAUACAGAGUGCUGGGGCGAAUGGCUCCGUAUGAUGCCCGAUGGCGUCAAGCACGUUGUAGUUUCGGGCCCUCACAGUACGUACAGAUGA
Pestalotiopsis fici W106-1 is the source of this 1716-nucleotide messenger RNA. RefSeq lists its product as uncharacterized. Bases 1 to 1716 code for a protein of 571 amino acids. The transcript is spliced from 4 exons. The record is from RefSeq and is a predicted model, not a curated record. NCBI's taxonomy places the organism in Eukaryota, Fungi, Ascomycota, Sordariomycetes, Amphisphaeriales, Sporocadaceae.